Molecule: messenger RNA, 2015 nt
Organism: Jatropha curcas
Lineage: Eukaryota; Viridiplantae; Streptophyta; Magnoliopsida; Malpighiales; Euphorbiaceae
Source: RefSeq, a predicted model, not a curated record
UCACGAAACUAGAUAGAGUUGUACUCUGGCCCAAACCCAUCGGCCUCUCGCGUUUGUUGAAUCUGAAGCCCCUUCUCUUUUUCUUCAUCAGCAGGCACUGGCAGCAAACAAAAAGUUCCUCAGAGCCGUAGCCUUCUCAGGCCAGACAAAUCCCUCAGUUUUGGAAGCAGCAUCCAAAGAACGGAAAUAUGUGCUGCUAUUAAACAUCCUGCUCUGUUCUGCACCCGAUGCUCUUUGGCAGAAACAAACUGCAAAACCCUAGAAAACGACACCUAGAUCGAAAUUCAGCCAAGGUUAAGAAUCAGUCUUGUGGAGUCGUUCUCUGGCCCAAACCCUCUUGUUAGUUGAAUCUGAAGUUCCAUCAUCUUCGUCAGCAGCAAACAAAGUUAAAAAGAGCCAUAGCCUUCUCAAAUCUCUAAGAUUCCGGAACAGCACAAAAACAACGGAAAGAUGUGCUCCUGUUAAAAUCCUCCAAAUCAACAACGAGACGGUCAAACGUCCUGCUCUGCUCGGCAACACCCCAGAAAACGACAUUUGAUUGAACUUCAGCCAAGGCUAAGAAUUAGUCUUGUAAGUUGUCCCUUGCAUUGCUAAUUUCAUACAUUUCAGUGAUGAUUCGUUUACUCUACUCUAAAACACCACAAUUGGUAUCUCCUAUUUUGAGACAUUUUUGUGAUUUAAGGACCUAUUCACAGUUUCUUCAAUCUACACCUGUUACUGUUGUCAGAGCUUUCUCGUCUGAUAACAAUACGGCAGUAGAAACCUCUUUUACAGUUUCAUACCUCAUAAAUUCAUGUGGGUUGUCACGAGAAGCUGCUAAUUCUGCUUCUAAGAGAGUGCAAUUUGAAAACGUGGAAAGGCCAAACUCUGUGCUUGCUCUUCUCCACAAAUAUGGUUUCUCCAAUCCCCAGAUAACCAAAAUUGUUAAGUUGUAUCCAUUGCUUCUUUUAGCUGAUCCUGAGAAAACUAUUUUUCCAAAGCUUAUGUUUUUCUCUUCUAUUGGGAUCAGUAGCCCAGACAUUGCAGAACUCAUCUCUUCAAAGCCAGUUGUAUUAACCCAUAGCUUAAGGAAUCGAAUUAUUCCUGUUUAUAAAUUCCUCAAGUCUGCAUUGCUAUUUGAUGAUGACAUGGUUAUUAAAGCUAUGAGUAGGGGAUCGAGAAUUUUUCAACACGAUGUGGAAAGGGUUAGUGCUCCUAAUUUGUUGUUCUUGAGAGAAAUUGGAAUGCCACAAUCCUGUAUCCAGCUGUUAUUGAUACAUUAUACUAAUUUGUUAUUGUUUAAAGUUGGCAUGUUUCGCAAUAAGAUCAAAGAGGUUAUGAAUAUGGGUUUCUGCCCUACAGAAACGAAGUUUAUCCGUGCCCUUGCUGCAAUUACUCAAAAUGAAUCAAGUUGGCAACACAAAAUUGAGGUUUAUGUAAGAUGUGGUUGGUCGAAAGAUGAGAUCUUGUCAGCUUUCAAAAAGGAUCCUCGAUGCAUGACUUUUUCGGAGAAGAAAAUAAUUGGUACUAUGGAUUUUCUCGUUAAUGUGAUGGAUUUAAAGCCUUCAACAGUAGCUGCAAAUCCAUAUCUACUUUCUCACAGUUUGAAGAAGAAAAUAAUUCCUAGGGGUUUAGUUAUUAAAAUUUUGAUGUCGAAAGGUGCAUUGGAGAAGAAUAUCAGUUUCUCUACUGUGUUGACAUCAAGUGAGAAAUUUUUCUCAGAAAUGUAUGUGGACAAACACAAGGAGCAUAUUCCUUCUUUGCAGGAUGUAUUUGAAGGUAGGAUGUGCCCUCGAGAACUAGGGUUUCAAUAUGGGCACUAACAUGUUAGAUUUAGAUUUUUUUUUAUUUAUUAUUAUUAUUUUUGUAUAUCUCUGUAUGGCUUAACCACUAAAGAUUUGGUCAGCUUAGUGUAGAGAAUUUUUGAGACUUGUUUCUACUAUGGAUAAUCUGGUGGGACAGUUUGUCCUCAAUCCUUGGAACUUGAGUGGUUCUUAUGAAAUUGUUUGGAAUUCAGGUCCUUUUUUGUUUUUUAA